ACAGCAAAAGAGGGGCUGUGGGAUGCAGCUUCAGCUGUCAGUGCAGAGAGAGAGAUUCUAGCUGAAAGCAGCCCUAGAUGAGCUCUUAGGAGCUAAGAACUUUUCUCUGACUGUUGGACGUCCCGCUAUUCAACAGCCAAGAUGGCUCGGGACAUGUCAGAUAAAGAGAUCCUGAAAAUGGAGCUUGAUCAGCUGAAGAAGGAAGUUAACACUCCUCGAACCCCGGUUGGAGUAAAUGUCAAGGAAACAAUUGACUUUGUUGAGGGCCUGGCACCUGAAGACCCUCUGAUCAAGGGCGUGCCUGAGGACAAGAACCCGUUCAAAGAGAAGGGUGGCUGUAUAAUUACCUAGCACAGACAUCCAGAAGAAGUAACAACGUUUUUUUAUGAGACAGUGUGUAUAUAUUCCAACCACAUACCUGGCACUGUGUGGAUGGAUCUUCUAGAGAUUCAUUCUAGACAGACAGUACGGAGAAAAAGCACAUCAAAUGUGUCAUGAUGUCAUUAUUUUGAGACAGGCUUCCACUUCCUAUUUCUGGAUGAUACGUGUUGCUGUAAUUAUGUACUGUAUCUGUGUCAAUUUGUAAUUAAACACAAAUAGCUGUACAGAGAUUU
Hypomesus transpacificus is the source of this 614-nucleotide messenger RNA. It is a transcript of the gene gngt2b, whose product is annotated as guanine nucleotide binding protein (G protein), gamma transducing activity polypeptide 2b. Bases 142 to 351 code for a protein of 69 amino acids. Gene Ontology annotation, biological process: G protein-coupled receptor signaling pathway. Lineage: Eukaryota; Metazoa; Chordata; Actinopteri; Osmeriformes; Osmeridae. Gene Ontology annotation, molecular function: G-protein beta-subunit binding. The transcript is spliced from 3 exons. Gene Ontology annotation, cellular component: heterotrimeric G-protein complex. The record is from RefSeq and is a predicted model, not a curated record.